Erinaceus europaeus (western European hedgehog) is the source of this 2169-nucleotide messenger RNA. RefSeq names its product carbonic anhydrase 14 (gene CA14). Gene Ontology annotation, cellular component: plasma membrane. The transcript is spliced from 11 exons. NCBI's taxonomy places the organism in Eukaryota, Metazoa, Chordata, Mammalia, Eulipotyphla, Erinaceidae. Gene Ontology annotation, molecular function: carbonate dehydratase activity; zinc ion binding. The record is from RefSeq and is a predicted model, not a curated record. Bases 782 to 1795 code for a protein of 337 amino acids.
AGUCGCCCCAAACAACUUCUCUCUGCCUCAGUUCUCGAUUUUCCACCAACCAGGAUGCAGUCCAGAGAUUCCUACCCCCACCCACUUGCAUCCUGAGUUUUCAGCUUCUAUAAGCUACCUGUCCCCCAACUCUGGACUCUGUACCCAGCCCAAACCCCAGUCUGAGGCAGCUCAAUUUUUGCUGGGGCAUGGGAACAGUUUGCCCACUCUGCCCAGGGGAGUCUCUCCUCCAAGAAAACAGAUGAGUAAUGGUGGUGUCCCCCCGAGAAGACUACACUGAAACCUCAGGCUAUCCUGCUCUGCACCGUACAGGGACAGGGACCAGAGUUCGCCCCAUAGCUAGGCUCCUGAGCUAGGCCAGGGCUCUUGUGUAGCCCAGUGCUCUGGCUAGGAGGGGGCCACACUGCAUGCCUAAUCAGCUAUUUAAGGAGCUGUGGACCAACCAGCCAGCCAAGCGCCCCCCCUCCCCACGGAAGCCCGCCAGAGCCACCUUAAAAGCAAAAGGCGAUUGGGAAGUCACUGGCCAACAAGUGAAGACUGCAGGAGAUAAAAGAGGGCAGAGGCAGAAGCAGCAGAUUUGUCUGGGGGCAGGGGAGCCAGAAAUUCAGGGCACCCUCCUAAAAGCCAACCCCCUUGGAGGCCCCCAGACACACACACACACACACACACACAUACAUACACACACACACACACACACACACACCUCCCUCUUACUCCACACCUUCACUAGCGGUCCUCCAGGCCCAAACUUCCAGCACUUGGUGCUCCCUCCUGGGAUACCAUGUUCUCCUUCACCCUGCUGCUACAAGGGAUCUGGAUCCUGGCUGCAGACGCGGGUCAUCACUGGACCUACGAGGGACAACAUGGUCAAGACCACUGGGAAGCCUCUUACCCGGAGUGUGGGAGCAAUGCCCAGUCCCCCAUCAAUAUCUGGACAGACAGCGUGGUUUUUGACCCUGACUUGGCUGUCCUAAAGCUCGUCGGCUAUGAGCAGCCUGUUGCCACCCCUUUGGAGCUGCACAACAACGGCCACACAGUACAACUCUCUCUGCCCCCUACCCUCUAUUUGGAGGGGCUCCCCCGAAAAUAUGUAGCCGCUCAGCUCCACCUGCACUGGGGGCAGAAAGGAUCCACUGGGGGCUCUGAGCACCAGAUCAACAGUGAAGCCACAGCAGCAGAGCUCCACAUCGUGCAUUAUGAUUGCGAUUCCUAUAACAGCUUGAGUGAGGCUGCUCAGAGCCCUCAGGGCCUGGCCGUCCUGGGCAUCCUAAUUGAGGUAGGUGACACUGAGAAUCCAGUUUAUGAGCACAUUCUCAGUCACUUGCAUGAAAUCAGGCACAAAGAUCAGAAAACCUUGGUGCCUUCCUUCAACAUGAGAGGGCUGCUACCUCUGCAGCUGUGGCAAUUCUUCCGCUACAAUGGCUCACUGACCACACCACCCUGCUACCAGAGUGUUCUCUGGACAGUCUUCAGCCAGCGGGCCCAGAUCUCCAGGGCACAGCUGGAAAAGCUUCAAGAGACACUGUUCUCCACGGAAGAGGGGUUAUCCUCUGAGCUCUUGGCACAGAACUACCGAGUCCCCCAGCAGCUCAAUCAGCGCACAGUCUUCGCUUCUUUCAUCCAAGAGGAGUCCUUAUACACCACAGGUGAAAUGCUGAGUCUAGGUGUGGGGAUCCUGGUUGGCUGUCUCUGCCUUCUACUGGCCAUCUAUCUGAUUGCUAGAAAGAUCCGGAAGAAGAGGAUGGGAAACCGGAAGAGUGUGGUCUUCACUUCAGCACGUACCACAGAGACCUAGGUGUCCCCUCAGCCACAGGGUGCUUCUAAAAUGGGGCGCAAGGACUAGAUAGAAACAACUGACAACAUACAACUCUCCUUCCCCUGGACAGCCCCUAUGGAGAGACAUAUCAGGCUCUCAAAGAAAAAACAGCAGCUCCCAGCCUCCCAGAACUUGUAGAAGGAAAUCAGGACACACUGAUGCUUUCACCAGAGGGUAAACUGAGUUUAGUUGUAGAAGUUAGGGAGGUACCCCAAACCCUCCACUCCUGCUCUUUCAUGUGCCAAUCCCUGUAUGUAGUGAAAGAUCUCCCUCUACGAGAAAGGGUUGUUAGUAUUGGGAGAUAUAUAUUGAUUUUGGUUUAGUGUACUUGGAAAUUAAAGUUUCCGAUCCCA